Messenger RNA from Struthio camelus australis, 468 nucleotides. The record is from RefSeq and is a predicted model, not a curated record. Lineage: Eukaryota; Metazoa; Chordata; Aves; Struthioniformes; Struthionidae.
AUGGUGCACAUAAAUGCGUUAAUAGUUGUAAAGACUAGCAAAAAGUUUGUGACUUUUCAAAGUGACUGGGUCCAGCAGAAUCCUCUGGAGGAAGAGAUAAAAACCUGGUUUCAGAAUCGUCGUAUGAAGUUCAAACGUCAGACUCAAGAUGCCAGGGUUGAAGCUCUUUUCUCAGGCUUAUUUCUGCCCUAUCACUGUUACCCAGAUAUUGUUACAUCCAGCUAUUCUCAUGGGAUGGAUGUCAGUGUCUCUUCUACCUCCACUGUUACUCUUCACCCAGCUAUGCCAAGUCCUGCCUUGUUGUUACCUCCUGUUCCAUCUCAGGCCCUUGAGCCAGUUCUGCCAAGUCCAGGUUUAGUGUUGCCUCCCAGUCCAAAAUUUUCUUCUUACCCUUCUGUAAUUCCAGCAAUGACUCUAACCAAAGACCAUAAAAGACUGAGGUUCCAGCCAAAUCUUCCUUCCUGUUAA